AUGGAGAUAAGUUUUCGCUUGAAUGAAGCCAAUGCACCCGUCACAAUUAACGUUCCGGCUAAUGUUGCAUUUACAAUUAACGUUAAACCUGUUGGCGGACUCGUACCACCCGCUGAAACCACUAGUAAGUUCCCUGAUCCAUCUUUGAAAACGGCUAACCCUAGAGUGUUUUUUGAUAUGACCGUGGGCGGCAAACCGGCUGGUCGGAUCGUGAUGGAGCUCUUUGCCGACACGACCCCACGUACGGCGGAGAACUUCAGGGCCCUAUGUACGGGGGAGAAAGGGAUGGGUAAGUUUGGUAAGCCACUCCAUUACAAGGGAUCAAUCAUCUACAGUGUGCUCCCUGAUCACAUGUUCUGUGGAGGAGUUAUCACUAAUGGUGACGGAUCCGGAGGAGAAUCAAUCUAUGGCGAUAGAUUUUUCGAGGAUGAGAACUUCAUAAGGCAGCAUACCGGUCCAGGUUUCAUUUCCAUGGAGAACUAUGGUCCAGGCACCAGCGGAUCUCUGUUCUUGAUCGGCAUGAGGGAGGACAUCCAUCUCGGGAUGGAGACCGUUGUAUUCGGCCAAGUUGUUGAAGGAUUGGAUGUGCUCAAGAGCAUUGACAAAGAGGUCAGAACUCCUAACUGCGUGCCUUCCAAGCCUGUGGUGGUCGCCGACUGCGGUCAGAUCUCAUAG
This is a messenger RNA of Camelina sativa (false flax), 675 nucleotides long. NCBI's taxonomy places the organism in Eukaryota, Viridiplantae, Streptophyta, Magnoliopsida, Brassicales, Brassicaceae. The record is from RefSeq and is a predicted model, not a curated record.